CUGUAAUCCUGUAACUAUUUUCCUUUUGACCUUUACAAUUGCUUAAACAUGUCAAGAACUUGAUAAUGUAACUUCCUCCAGACUUCUGCUCUAGAUGGUGAAACUAAUCUAAAGACCAGGUUUAUUCCCUCAGCUUGCAUGGGGAUUGAUCUAGAAGUCUUGCACAAAAUCAAGGGUGUGAUUGAGUGCCCUGUUCCUGACAAGGACAUUAGAAGAUUUGAUGUAAAUUUACGGUUGUUUCCUCCUUUUAUUGAUAAUGAUCUGUGCCCAUUAACCAUUAAAAACACAAUUCUUCAGUCAUGUUACUUGCGGAAUACCGAAUGGGCAUGUGGAGUAGCUGUUUAUACAGGCAAUGAAACCAAGUUGGGUAUGAGUAGGGGCAUACCUGAACCAAAGCUUACAGCUAUGGAUGCUAUGAUUGACAAGUUGACUGGAGCUAUAUUUGUUUUUCAAAUUGUCGUUGUUAUGGUUCAUUUAAUCUCUUCCUUGAUGCAACAUCUGAUCGUUGGUAACCUGAAAAUUCUAUUAUAGAGAAGUCAAAGUCAAGGCCAUUGUUGGCAUUGCAGUUUUAUAUUCUAAUAGAAACUAUUUUUACUUUUUUUUUUAUUACAGCUCAUAGUUGCAGCAGGGAUGGG
This is a messenger RNA of Humulus lupulus (European hop), 635 nucleotides long. Its product is annotated as phospholipid-transporting ATPase 2-like. The record is from RefSeq and is a predicted model, not a curated record. The transcript is spliced from 3 exons. The coding region runs from base 139 to 531 and encodes 130 amino acids. Gene Ontology annotation, cellular component: plasma membrane. Gene Ontology annotation, biological process: phospholipid translocation. Gene Ontology annotation, molecular function: ATPase-coupled intramembrane lipid carrier activity. Lineage: Eukaryota; Viridiplantae; Streptophyta; Magnoliopsida; Rosales; Cannabaceae.